Linum trigynum is the source of this 924-nucleotide messenger RNA. The record is from the annotation of a GenBank genome assembly. Lineage: Eukaryota; Viridiplantae; Streptophyta; Magnoliopsida; Malpighiales; Linaceae.
CUUACGCAGAUAUUUCAAUACUUACCCUUAUAUUAAUAUUCCAUUAUUCAUAAUUUCAUUUCUCCCAGCCCAACCCAGCCUAAUCGUACUCGAGAUUAACACUAUUAAAGGCAAUUGCUGCCAAUCAAAUUACAUAUCCAUUACAACACAAAACUUUCAUAUAGCAACCCAAAAAAAAAUGUUGACCAAAAUACUGACGGUGGUUCUUCUGGCAACGAUCACAAUGGCGAGUCCGGCAAUGUCGUACAGGCUUCAGAUUAACGUUUCAAAUCAAUUGAGUAGAGGUCGCAAGAUCACGGUGCGAUGCGAGUCUAAAGAUGACGACUUGGGCUCCCGUCGCCUCGUCAGCGGCGAUGUGUAUAGUUGGAGUUUUUCGCGCAACAUUUUUGGCACAACGCUUUUCUGGUGUGAUGUGGCCACCGCACGCAGCAAGAAGCAUCUCUCUUUCAAUGCAUACGACGAAAGCCAAAGAAAGAAAGGGAUGCCCAAGCUUCAUGAACUUACCUGGGAGAUCAAGGACGACGGUCUUUAUUUUGCUGGUUUUCCCAUUCCAAUUGCGCCAUGGGUCUCUCAGUAAGGUGGUUGUCAUAUAUUCUUAGCUUGUUGUUUCAGUUUGGUCCAUUGUAUCUUGUUGUGAUGUUGGGGUUUCAUUUACUGUAUCGUAUUGAUUGAUUGAUGUGUUUUGAGCGUAUACCAGCAGCCUGCAAAAGCACAAAUAUUCUACUAGUUGUUUAUGCCUUAAUAUUAAUCUCGUAUCACAUCAGUUAACUACAAGGAAUGUAAUGGUUUCAUGGUUUCAUGUGUUACAUUAACGGUUUAUUUCAGUUAUCCAUGAUUCAUAUUACAAAAGUAUCCAUUGAGUCUUAGGAAUGUCUUUCCAUUGUACAUGUCAUUUCUAAAAUUAAAUAAGGUUGGAAUAUGGAU